This is a messenger RNA of Onychomys torridus (southern grasshopper mouse), 3076 nucleotides long. RefSeq names its product solute carrier family 22 member 4 (gene Slc22a4). Bases 922 to 2595 code for a protein of 557 amino acids. Gene Ontology annotation, molecular function: transmembrane transporter activity. The transcript is spliced from 10 exons. Gene Ontology annotation, cellular component: membrane. The record is from RefSeq and is a predicted model, not a curated record. Gene Ontology annotation, biological process: transmembrane transport. Lineage: Eukaryota; Metazoa; Chordata; Mammalia; Rodentia; Cricetidae.
GAAGAGUACAAAAGGACAAACAUCAGAGCCCAGACGUGGUGAAAACGUGACUCCAUUGCUAUGCCCCCACAGUGGGCCAGCGGCGUCCCCCUGCUAUCUCCUAUAGAAGCCCCAGGGAAUCUUCAAGAGGACACAGGGACAACUCGGAGGCCGGUGACCCGGCCUUUUUAGUCCAGGGCACGUCUCUGACUCAGCAUGACCUCGCACAUCCCUUGCAGGCUCCCCGCCACUGUUGCCGCUUUUCAAGGUGAGGAUCCUGCUGUUCCAAUGACGCUUCUCCGCACCCCGCCCCCGCCCCACGCUGUCUGGUGACGGACUAGAGCCUUGCAUGCUAAGACACAUAAGUGAGCUCCCACGCUGUUGUGUGUCACCCACAAAGGUCUCCUGCGAACGCUGACUUGAUUAACUGUCGGGUCCGCCCGCCAGAGCUCAGACUCCAGACUGGGAGAGUGGAACAACGGACUCCUGCCCCGGGCUAGGCUUGGCAGGACGCGGACAUUGAAGCCAGGGUCAACCCCUUAGAGACCUUGCUCUCAGGACGCGGCUCCUCCCUGUCGCUCACCCUCCCACGUGUGGCUGAGAAAUCCGGAGCUCCGGGCUCGCUGCACGCGCGUUACACAGCAGAUCCCAAGCGGGAGGCCCAGUUUGGAAGGCCGCUGGGUGCGGGGAGCCCAGCAGGAGGCGGAGCCGACCCCGGAGCACCGCCCCUGCUGGAGCGCACUGGCCUCCAGGUGCCUCGCUCGGACCGGGGGUGUGGUCCCGAGGACUUGGCUUCCCAGAGCUCAGCACCAGCCCCUGGGAGCUUUGCGGCACCCGCAUCGCAUUUGCACGCAGUCACCCCGGGAAGGCCCCCGCCGGGCGCCUCAAUCACCAGAUCCCUUCUUACCCGCUAGUGCAAGUUGUGAAGGAGAGGCAGGAAGCAUGCGGGACUACGACGAGGUGACCGCCUUCCUGGGCGAGUGGGGACCCUUCCAGCGCCUCAUCUUCUUCCUACUCAGUGCCAGCAUCAUCCCCAAUGGCUUCAAUGGUAUGUCAGUCGUGUUCCUGGCAGGGACCCCGGAGCACCGUUGCCGGGUGCCUGACACCGUGAACCUGAGCAGCGCGUGGCGCAACCACAGUAUCCCGUUGGAGACGAAGGACGGGCGACAGGUGCCCCAGAAAUGCCGCCGCUACCGACUGGCGGCCAUCGCCAACUUCUCUGCGCUGGGGCUGGAGCCUGGACUGGACGUGGACCUGGAGCAGCUGGAGCAGGAAAGCUGCCUGGAUGGCUGGGAGUACAGCAAGGACGUCUUCCUGUCCACCAUCGUGACUGAGUGGAAUCUGGUGUGUGAGGAUGACUGGAAGACACCCCUCACCACCUCCCUGUUCUUCGUAGGCGUUCUCUGCGGCUCCUUCGUGUCUGGGCAGCUGUCUGACAGGUUCGGCAGGAAAAAAGUCCUCUUUGCAACCAUGGCCGUGCAGACUGGAUUCAGCUUCGUGCAGAUUUUCUCCACCAACUGGGAGAUGUUUACCGUGUUAUUUGUCAUUGUGGGCAUGGGCCAGAUCUCCAACUAUGUGGUGGCCUUCAUACUAGGAACUGAAAUUCUGAGCAAGUCAGUUCGAAUUAUCUUCUCCACAUUAGGAGUCUGUACAUUUUUUGCAAUCGGCUAUAUGGUACUGCCGCUGUUUGCAUACUUCAUCCGAGACUGGAGGAUGCUGCUGCUGGCCCUGACACUUCCUGGGGUGCUGUGUGUCCCCCUGUGGUGGUUUAUUCCCGAAUCUCCCCGGUGGCUCAUAUCCCAGAGGAGAUUUGAAGAGGCAGAACAGAUCAUCCAGAAAGCUGCAAAGAUGAACAGCAUCGUGGCACCCGCAGUGAUAUUCGAUCCUCUGGAGGUGAGUGAGCAGCUACAGGAGCUAAAUUCCUUGAAGCAGCCAAAAGCCUUCAUUCUGGACCUGUUCAAGACUCGGAACAUUGCUACAAUAACAGUGAUGUCUGUGAUGCUGUGGAUGCUAACCUCAGUAGGUUACUUUGCUCUGUCUCUCAAUGUUCCUAAUUUACAUGGAGAUAUCUACCUGAACUGCUUCCUCUCUGGCCUGAUUGAAGUUCCAGCUUAUUUCACAGCCUGGCUGCUGCUGAGAACCCUGCCUCGGAGAUACAUUAUAGCUGGGGUGCUGUUCUUGGGAGGAGGUGUGCUUCUCUUGGUCCAAGUGGUACCUGAAGAUUAUAACUUGGUGUCCAUCGGCCUGGUGAUGCUAGGGAAAUUUGGGGUCACCUCUGCCUUCUCCAUGCUGUAUGUCUUCACUGCAGAGCUCUACCCAACCCUGGUCAGGAACAUGGCUGUGGGCAUCACCUCCAUGGCCUCUCGGGUGGGCAGCAUCAUCGCUCCCUAUUUUGUUUACCUGGGUGCCUAUAACAGACUCCUGCCCUACAUUCUCAUGGGCAGUCUGACUGUCCUGAUUGGAAUUGUCACUCUUUUUUUCCCUGAAAGUUUUGGAGGGACUCUACCAGAGACCUUAGAGCAGAUGCAGAAAGUGAGAGGGUUCCCAUGUGGGAAAAAACCAACAGCCUCAACGGACAGAGAAGAAAACCCCAAGGUUCUAAUCACUGCAUUCUAAUAAGGUUCCUCAGUACCUGCCAAACUGGAAAACAGAUGUGUAAGAUGAGCUGGGUGUGAUGGAAUGCACCUGUGAUUCCAGCACUGUAGCGGGGAGCCAGGAGAAUCAGGAAUUCAAGGUCAGCCUUGGCUACAUCAGGAGUGCAAGAACAGCCUAGACUACAAGCAACCCUGUCUCAAGAAAACAAACAAAAUCAAAGCCUUUCCUGCUGAAAGGGACUAACAGAAACAAUGAACAUUAAGCUGGACUUGUGGAGAAAUACAUCCUGUCUUCCAAACUCCUGGGCCACUCUUCCAGAUCAUCUUCUUGUUUUUUACGAACAAACAUUUCUAAACUGUCUUGACCACUAACUAGUCAAAGAAAGAGGUUUGUAAGAUUUUUCUUGAAAAUGUGUUAGUCAAGGAUUGGCAAAAUCCAUAUUAAGAUUAACACACAUUUCCAAAAUGCUAUCCAAAUAAAAUUGACUGUAUUAUCACAACUA